AGAAAGAGAGGCAGUAGCUGACUCCACGUCCAUGCAGAGAUGCGUGGAGCAGAGGCGGACAAGAGCCGCGGCGCGGAGGUCUUCACGGCACUGGACGUGGGGAAGCGCGGGUGGGUGGAGCUGCGCUAUGCAAUUGGCGCGCUGGCAGCCUUCGGUCUCUCAAAGAAGGAGCAUUUGGCGAUGGCCGAAGCACUGGAGAGCGCUGCGCGCCCAGGAGGGCGAGGGAGCUCCGACCAGCGGCACGUGGACAAGAAGAAAUUCAUCGAGGCGCUGAAGCCCAGCCCUGGCGCCGCUUCGCGUUCGAAGUCGUGGACUCGAGUUCGAGGAGCCGUGCGAUUUGCCAAGAGCGGGCGGCCCGAUGCAGAGAAGAGCGUUGGCCGCAAGGACAGCCCUACGUCCACGUGGGACUGGCCGACCGGGCCAGUGGGUGCCCAGGUGGGCUCGCCCGCAUCUUCGCGUCCUUCGUCAAGGUCGGACAAGUCUCCCCGAAGUCCAGCGCCGGAUCCGUGGUGGCACAUUCCCCAGCUUGCUCCAGCCGGGCUGCCCGCCACUCCGGACGCUUGGCGAGCGGCCGCCCGGCGGGCCGAGCAGGAAGGACGCAACGCGGCGGCGGCGGAGAUUGCGUUGCUUCGCAUGACCGCUGGGCUUCAGGCGCCGGCUGGAAAGGCGGAGUGGCCGAAAUUCAAGCCACCGGCCUUCGCUCGCGUGGCUUCUGAGACAGCGCUGCUCAGCUCGGUGUCCACUUCAGCAGGCUCAGCAGAGUCCUCCUCAGCAAGGCUCAGGAGCCCGGGCUCUGUGAGCUUCUCCCCGCGCUCCUUCUCGCGCUCCGCCCGCGGCCGACGAGACGCGGAGGUGUCGCCGCGCGGGAGACGGGAGGACCUCCGGCGGCCGCGCGUGGAGGCCAACACGGCCAGGGAGAAGAGCAACUGGUCCCCCUGCAAGUGGCCGCCCUCCGCUCGAUGGCCAUCAACGCAGCUGCCGCACAACGUGAACAACUGGCCCAUAGCAGGCGACGACAAGCCAACGGGACUGGACACCUGGACGCAUCUGCUAUUCAGCACUGGCCUGCGAAGCUCGCCUUUGCAGACACCCUUCAAGUGUGGCCAGUGCCGGAGCGUGAACUCCCCAGACUCCGCCUUCUGCCGCAAGUGCGGCCAGCGCCGGAGUCGCAGCUCCCGGAGCGCGUCGCCAGGCGCAAGGCCUGGCGCGCGCGCCAGCGCCAGGAGCGCAAGCGCCGGUGCGGCUGGCCAGAGCGAGAGCCGAAGCGCCUCAGGCCAGAGGAGCCCAAGAGAGAGAAGCAGCCAGAGAAGCGUCGGCCCAGCGGCAAGAGGCGUCACCCGUCAAGUCAGUGCCGGAAGCGGCUCCGCGCGCAAGCCGCGGAACGUCGCCAGCGCGAACCGGGACCGAACCGUCUGGAGCACUUCGAGGGAGCCUAGGCGAGAAGCGUCGAGUGCCAAGCCAAAGCCGAAGCUGAAGCCGAAGGUUUUCGGGAAGCCCUCAACCGCGGACCUAGUGCGGCUGCAGAGGGAGCUGAAAGCUCAGAUAGACACCGUGAGCCGGGCGCUGGAGGGUCCCAGGGCAGCGCGGCAAAACAAGGCAAAGCCCAAAGCCAGCGCGCGGCAGCUGAAAGAGAACGACCUCCAGGUGCCGCAGUUUCGCUUCAGCUAAGGGCAGCUGGUAUUUUGCUCUCUGGUGCCGGGAGGAUUUGUUAAUGUCCUGUUGUGACCUGUCCUUCGUGCCAGAGGCCCGGAAGCCAGGCGCAGCCGAAAUUAGGCGCUGGUGCCGUGGAUGGUGUGGCCGCGUUUUUGGU
This is a messenger RNA of Effrenium voratum, 1810 nucleotides long. The record is from the annotation of a GenBank genome assembly. Lineage: Eukaryota; Dinophyceae; Suessiales; Symbiodiniaceae.